This is a messenger RNA of Funneliformis mosseae, 1293 nucleotides long. NCBI's taxonomy places the organism in Eukaryota, Fungi, Glomeromycota, Glomeromycetes, Glomerales, Glomeraceae. The record is from the annotation of a GenBank genome assembly.
AUGGGAUCGAAAACGUUACUUUUGACUACGGGAAUGUUAAUAAGUGGUGUUUGCAAUACCAUUUUGAACAAAUACCAGGAUAUGACGUGUGUUAAAGAUUGCGAUAAUAAAAAUCCAGAAUACUUUGAACAACCAGUAUGGCAAACUUUUAAUAUGUUUGUUGGAGAAACGAUGUGUUUCAUAUUAGUUUAUGCAAUUUUGGUUUGGGAAUACCAUCAAACUAGAAGAUAUGCUCCUUUGGGUCCCGAUGGUACUGUGACAGAUGGUUCCGAGGAAAUUACCGUUGUAGCUGAAGACGAUGAAGUAAUUAAAGUUGAUGACGAUGAAUUCCAUGGUGCUACUGAAGAAUUGACCGGAUGGCGUGUAUUUUUGUUUUGUUUGCCUACAUUAUGCGAUAUUUGUGGAACUACACUUAUGAACGUCGGAUUGAUCUAUACCUCGGCAUCAGUUUAUCAAAUGCUUCGUGGAGCAGUUGUAUUAUUCACCGGUUGUUUCUCCGUAUUAUUCCUUCGUCGACAUCUCUACGCAUAUCAUUGGUUUUCUCUUUUCCUUGUGGUUUUAGGUGUUUCGAUUGUUGGCAUGAGUAGUAUUUUAUUCCCUUCUGUAAAGGUAUUGGGUACGAUUGAAAAUCUUUCGGUUAAUGAAACAGAAAUCAUUUCAUCAACUGAUCCUACCCAUUCCAUAAUUAUAACGGAUUCAAAUAGCGCUUAUGAUAAUAAUAAUUCUUCUACUGAUGCUUUUAUUGGAGUUUUCUUUGUUCUAUUCGCUCAAAUUUUUACAGCAAGCCAAUUUGUUAUUGAGGAGAAAAUUAUGGAAAGAUAUCGUGUUAAACCUUUACGUGCAGUUGGACUUGAAGGAAUAUUCGGACUUUUAACGGUUCUAUUUGGUGCUACAAUAUUAUACUUUGUCAUAGGAAUACAUCAUCCUGAUGGGUAUUUUGAUAUUCCAGCAGGAUGGAAUCAGAUCAUUUCUUUUGAACAAAUUUGGAUUACAGGGAUUGCAAUCUGCUUCUCUAUCGCAUUUUUCAAUUUCUUUGGUUUAUCGGUUACUAGAAGGUUAAGUGCCACAGCAAGAUCAACUAUUGAUACUUCUCGUAUCGUAUUGGUUUGGACGGUUUCACUCUUUCUUGGUUGGGAAAGCUUCUCUUGGCUUCAAGUAAUUGGAUUUAUUAUUCUUGUACUGGGUACAUUCACUUUCAAUAAUGUUAUAAGUCCUCCACCUUGUUUCUCAGUACCUACACCGGAUUCACAAGAAGUUCGACCUUUAUUGCCUGAAGAUCAUGAACAUAGAUAA